UUUAACUGCUCUAGUUAACUAUUCAAAACCUCUUCCCAAUCCCUAGUCGUACCGAUGUUGGUUUGUUUUUCAUAUUUCCUUAUCUCAUAGAUCAUAGAUUGGGAUUAGGCCUAGCCCUCAGUACACCUAAAAUAUCAUUUUCAUGUUUCUCAUCUCGUUUCUUCGUUUAACUUUUCGUAUAGCCGCGCUGUCGGCUUCGCCUUGCCAGGCUGAGCGUUCAGAGUCCCCUAAUCCCAUAUCCAAUUAUUAUUCGGAUCGCUCAUUAAAUUCCUCCAUAGAUGAACGAGCAAAUUGAUAUACACUCUCCACGUGGUGAGAAAUAGUAUCAUGCAAGUCUCCGCAGGUUGCAGUAAUAUCCACAAGCUGUGGUCAAUUCCAGAAUAUGGAUGUCAGGAUUUCUCCACGGGCGCAAAGUAAUUAUGAACAGUCCAUAUCACUAAUAACUAUUCCGAGUUACUCAAAGCAAAUGGCCAAGAUACAGCCAAAGUGUGAUGCCAUAUUCUCCAUAACCCACCAGUACAGUACCCACCCCUCUGCAUUUUCCAGGGACCGUCCCAUUAAAUCAGCAGGGCGCAACAAUACCAUACCUGAAACUCAAACCUCUUUCUUUCACAGAAGGCUCACCUGGAUGUGGAACGAUUCUAAAGAGAUUUUUACUUAUUUGACCAGAAAAUAGGACCACCUACUCCGAACGUACGUUCCAAAUCCAAAAGAUCUCAAACGGUUAUUUUUUUACCGAAUCCAUCGUGAAGUUGACCUCGGCCUAGUUUGUUAUAACAAAGUGCAUGAUACAUGAACUAAUCAAAAAGCGCAGGAACCCCGCCUGGGGCAUAAUCGGGUCUGAUUUAGUGUUGCGCGCUCUGGGAAUGAACCUAUAUUUCAGCAUACUGCACGUCUUUCAGUGACCUAGUUACUUCGCGAUGUUUAUGCUAAAUUCUAACGAAUACAUCUUGAAAAGCUUUACAUAGCAUUUUCAUCACCGAUUGAAGCCUGGCUCGGGCAGUUCUCUCACUGGCUAUCUUGUUGCGGGAAAACGACCCAGGAGGCGUUGAUCAAGGGCAAGGCCGAGACGUUUUCCUACGAGAGAUGCCGUGUAGCGAUAACCAUGGCGCAACAUGGGCCAAGGUCUGGACGCCAUUUUUAGACACACAUUGAUCCCUGAUGGUGAUGCAGAUGCUCUUGCGGUUGAGCGGGUGUUGUCAUGGUUUUGGCUCCGAAGCCUGGAAGAGGAACAGCAGACGCGUCUUCGGCUCUUGUGAAGUUUUGAUUUUCCUGCCGUACCUCCCUCGAAGCCAUCCAUUCCUUUGUCACUGGAGCAUGUCUAGCCAAGGGUACCAGCUGUCGAUGCCGGAGCAUUUCAGGAUUGGCAUGCUUUGGCAGUGGGAACCUUUAUAUUUCGGGUACUCUACCCGGAAGCGGAUCGACUCGGUUUUUAUUUCCCAUGCGAGAUUCAUGGUUCUCAUGACUAUUGAAUGGCUGCUUCAUCACCGAUUCAGCAUGUCUGACUCUGUUCUACCCAUUACUUUAUUCAGAUCAGACGGACUGGACAUUUUGGUGCGUAUUCUAGUGACUACUAAUUACAAUCAACAGCGUGAUGUCUCGCUAAAACACUUAUUACACCAUUAACUUAAACCCAAUAUGAUAGCGUUUUACUCAGAAUUAAUAGUCUUUGCGCAUCAUGUGCAUGCAUCCAACCUCGAUCUUGCACCAAGUUUUAUCGAGCGAGCGUUCCAUCAACAUCCGGAAUUCACUCGCGAAUCAAGCCCUAUUCGCGAUUGUAUAUUGACCAAAUACAUUAUUAGGAGAGCGUGCCUGGAGCAACUAUAUCCCGCCGUCUUUAGCAAUAAUUUGAUAGUACGUCUUGUUUGCCUUGUUCCGAUGCUUCCUUAUAAGGUUAUACAGGUACUCCUCCGUCCAACCCAGCUGUCAACAGCGGCUGAUCGCAUGAGUAACAUCGCUGUACUUCAUGAUACAGCUUAUAAGUUGCUAAGAAGAACCAGUACUCUACAGCAGAAGCUUUCUGCUUGUGAAACGUCGUUUAAGUUCAUGGGAAUACUGCUUUGAAAGAGAUGACCUGAGGGCCACCAUACCUUUAAAUGAAACUCUUCUCUCUUAACAUUCUUGGGUGAGAGCGCGCAGAACUGAUAUACUUUGCUCAGGUGAUGCCAAUAAAACCCAUUUAGUUCCCUGCCUUUCACUACUAGUGAGUUCACACUCUAAGGCUUUUUGCAUACCAACGAACACUUUAAUGAUCGACGCAUGACAUCUGUGUGGUACGGGCAAACCCGCUCUCCCAAGUACUUCGAAACGGGGCCAAUAAUGACAUUCUAUCACCCAAGUCAUCAUAUGCGCCCAGAUAUAGGAUGGGAUGGAAGAAAUGGAGUUAAAUGAGAAAAAGAAAAAAAAAAAAGGGUGGCAGAACUUGACAGCCACCUAACAUAUGGUCAAUGAUACGACAACUACGAGAUCUCUUUCUAUUCGCCAACGUCUUUUUGGCAUCCUUGAUCAAUACUUCUACAGCACUUGGAUACAUCAUGGGAUGAUGGCGACGCCAAAUGACUUCACUCAAGACAUCCAACACCCGUCCUCCUCGUUCUACUUCUAAUCCUGCUAACUCCGGAAUUACCCAUUGUACAGCCGGAUUUAUAGAGCAGUCUAGAAGGCCCGAAACUGUCUCGUCAUUCCAAUGAUUAUCAUUUGCUGUGAUUCACUGGUUUAUAAUAGGCCUUUCUAAGGUCUUUCUUCUACCCUGAUGAUUCUGAAUAGUAUCUUCCGCAACUCGGUACGGCGACACUUCACAGGCACAAUCAUCGCCAAAUAGGUUUCCUGAACGGCCCAACCAAACUGACAAUGCGGAUCAGAACACAUUCCAAGCUUAUCAGGGAUUCCCCUUGGUUCUCACAUUGCUUGCCCCGUUACUUUCGCUUAGUAUCUUGGGAGUAUACAACACGGUUGCUCACUUGCGUCCUUGCCAUUACCCGCAAAAUCCUUUCACGAACGUCUAAGAAUCACGUCCUGCCUCUCUGGACGGCCAAAACUCGGAAUCGCAGCCUUCCUCACCGUGGAUUGUAUGUACAUGAUGUACCCCUGCGUCAGUCCGUGUAUUCUCAGUGGAGUGAUCUCUGCUCCUGCACCAAGCCAUUUCGCCAAAAGCCGCCCUGUGGACAUAGAACAAAGCCGUCCUUAUGCUACCACUCCCUUUUCAACGAGCAGUCAUUAGGCUUUGACCAAGCGGGGUUAUGGACAUCCGGUGUGGCCGAAAAUUUCUUGUCCUCUUAUUACCUUGCGCCGCGAUUCUCUCAUACCAAACUGCCUUACAGUCUUGCUAACAUCGAGGACGAGAAUCAACAUUUCUGUCUCGGAACUUGAGUGACCAGGUGUAUUCAUUAACGCCCCUAUUUCACAACUGGUGGAUGGCAGCAUCCCUUACCAUCCCAAUGCAAGAUUUCGCUCUUCCGUAUCCAAUCCCCAUAGCCUUUCCUCCAUGGCUUUUGCUGAAGAUCAACGGACAUGUCCAUUUGAUGUUAACCGCAUUCACAUUUCGAGCCCAUGACCUAGGCUCGUAUAAAAUUGUAACCCCAUCUACAGCUUUGUCUUCCUAACGACUCUAAGUUUCAAGAUGUACCGCCCUCAAUUCGGAUAUACCCCGUCUAAUAGGCCAUACUCCUAAUAAUCCAAGUUCAGGGCGCCGCACGUAUAACGUAUACUUUGCACCAUGCCUAAUCCCGCCAGUCGUCUCCCGCUUUAUCUCCGUUGGCAGACUCAAUGGAGUUCCCAUGGUCAACCCCUCAUCCAGCACAUCUCACACGCUGAAGUUUACCACCUUCGCCCCCAUAGAUGAUCUGGACUGUAUAUUUACUGUAACUCAGGAUUGUACAAUGGAACUACAACUAUAUAUGUACCUACAUCCGCUCUGGUUCAGCGGCCUGGGAUAUACUCAUUCGCCUUCCCAUUUAUCUCGAGGUUUCCCAUUUCUCUACUGCCCCUUGGCUCCUCAGUCCAGUCCUCUAAGCUCCUGUAUACCUUGCUCAUUUUACUUCCUCUUUAAUUGAAGAGCAGGCCAUUCAACUCCUCCUGCAUUUGCUUGGACGUAAUUCCCAUUAGCGGAUCCCUUACGUUUGUUCUCAUCGUCGUUCACAAACUUGCCACCAUCCAAAUUCAAAGACAAUUGAAGGCCGGAUAUCAUCGGCCACUUCUCAACAUGUUGCCCGGUUGUGAUCCCGAGGGACUGCUACCCCCGACAUCGCUGAACGCGGACUUAGCUACGAUGGCCACUAAGUUAAUGGUGUGCCAGAACUUAACCGAAAUACUUGAGUCAUCCGCUCGUUACUGUAACGCACCUAUAGAAUUCCACCAUGCAGAUUUCACAAUCCCAUCCAAAGUUCUGACUACACGACAGCUCCGGUACCAAGCUCAUGAAAAUGCCCAACUCAUUCGUGAUAUCCACAAUGUUACGGAGGAUACCAUAGUGUUGAUCCAUUUCGAUAAUCAUGAGCAGAAUAUUAUAUGGCUCUGGUCUACUGUGAUAGGCGGCUAUCUGCCUGCAAUGUCACCGGCAUUUGUGAACGAUCUUGCUCAGCGGCGAAAACAUAUUUUGCACCUCAAUUCACUGUUCAAAGUGCCCCUUAUUCUUACGUCGGAUCGGUUAGUUCACGAGUUUCUGAAUAUCGACGGGCUUCACAUUGUCACUGUCGAACGCCUCGUAAACAAGCUACGCAGUGGCGUCAGCCGUGUUCCCAGGACAAACUUCGGCCACCAAAAGGAACCAGAGGAUGCGGCCAUCCUCAUGCUCACGUCGGGCAGCACUGGAAACGCAAAGGCUGCAGUUCUGAGGAACAAUCAGAUUAAAGCUGCUCUGGCGGGAAAGGUAGCUCAUCAUGGUACAGAAAAAGGUGAUGUUUUCCUAGGCUGGGUCGCCCUAGACCACGUUGCAUCACUUUGCCAAAUUCAUUUGCAUGCCCUUGCUCUGGGUGCCAGGCAGAUUUUCGUUGACAAAGCGGAUGUUGCAAACGACCCCCUGCGUUUCUUGAACCUCAUCCACAACCUUCGAGUCAGCGUGACUUUCGGUCCAAACUUCUUCUUGACAGCGUUGUCAAAUCUACUCGACAAAAUGCAGCCUUCUACGGCAAUAACCAGAGAUUGGGAUUUGUCAUGCUUGAAGGUGAUAUUUUCAGGAGGCGAAGCGAAUACCGUCCAGACUUGCAUCAGUGCCAUGGCACAUUUGGAAACAUUGGGUGCCAGGAAAAACGUUGUGAGCCCAGGAUUUGGGAUGACUGAAACCUGCGCAGGUUCAAUGCAUAACCUCUCCUGCCCAGAUUAUGAUAUCAAAAUGGGUUUGGAAUUUACCUCCGUGGGUCCAUGUAUUCCGGGCUUAGCUGCCAGGGUUGCUGGCGACAACGGUCUUGUCAUCAAAAGUCCCAAUGUUCCCGGUGCUCUGCAGAUCAAGGGCGAAUGUGUGCUUAAAGAAUAUUUUAACGACCCGUUUGCAACAUCUAUCAGCUUUACCAGAGACGGGUGGUUUAUUACAGGAGAUACGGCUCUCAUCGAUGAUGCUGGCUAUGUACGCCUCUGCGGUCGAACAAAGGAUCUCAUAAUAGUAAACGGAGUUAAUUACUAUCCCCACGAGCUUGAACGUGCUAUUGAAGAAGCUAAACUUCCUGGAUUGACCCCUACGUAUACAGUCGUGUUCUCUCAUCGUCCCGACGGGGCUUCGACUGAAAGGGUCGUGGUAGUGUUCUCCCCGGCUCAUGGUUAUACGAAUGCCGCAAGUCUCACAGUGUCAUUCGAUGCGAUCUCAAAGAUCACAGCCAGGCUAUUCGGGGUAAGUCCGUACCAAAUAGUACCGGUUGCCGCAACCUUAAUCCCAAAGUCGACGCUUGGAAAGAUCUCAUCGCCGAAAAUCGCGGCAGAAUAUCGCGCCGGGGGAUACGAUACUUAUUAUGCGGAGGCAGCAGAAGCCAUUAAAUUAUAUCGCCAAACCAAUCUAAGGAGGCCUGAAAGUGAAACUCAGAAGUCAAUCGCUGAUUUAUUCGCGGAGAUGUUCCACACCCCAUCUUCUGAAAUUGGAAUUGACACCAGCCUCCUAGAUAUGGGAGUUUCUUCCAUUGAACUUUUCGCCUUUAAAUCAAACGUACACAGGAUUCUCUGUCUGGAUCAGGAAAUCCCAUUGAUAUCUGUGUUAAUGGACCCUACAAUCCAUGGCAUUGCAACGGCGAUACAAGAAAUGCAGCAACCAAAACAGUAUAAUCCCGUUGUUAAGCUCCAUGCAUCUGGCGAAAAGCCGCCUCUUUGGCUUGUACAUCCCGGUGUUGGCGAGGUCUUAGUUUUCUUGAACCUCGCCAAGUAUAUCAACGACCGCCCGCUAUAUGCACUUCGCGCUCGAGGAUUUGAAGAAGGGGAGGAGUUUUUCAAAGACCUCCCUGAAAUAUUUACAACGUACUUUCAACACAUCAAAACUACUCAGCCUCUUGGACCAUAUGCAAUCGCGGGAUAUUCUUUUGGCGCCAUGAUUGCCUUCGAAGUCGCGAAACUCCUCGAAGCCGAUGGCGAUGAGGUCAGGUUCUUAGGCUCUUUCAAUCUACCACCACAUAUCAAAGACCGCAUGCGCCAGCUCGACUGGGUGGAAGCUGGCAUCAACCUCUCGUACUUCUUAGAUCUAAUAUCAGAGGAGUAUGCCCACGAAAUAUCGCCUAAAUUACAUGAGCUCUCUAACGAUGAUGCCCUCGAUCACCUUAUGUCCCAUGCUUCCCAGGGCCGCCUAGCGGAGCUCUCUCUAACUAAAAGUAAAAUGAAAACUUGGAUUACGCUUGCCCACAAGAUGCAGGAAGCCGCAUUAGAGUACGAACCUUCUGGGUCAGCGGCAAGCAUUGACGUAUUUCACGCGAUACCCCUGAAGCAAGUCGCAGUGAACGGAACCGAUUGGAUCGAGAAUAAAUUGAGCAAAUGGGCAGAUUUCUCGCGGGAGCCGCCCCGAAUGCAUCAUGUGGACGGUGCGCACUAUACAAUGAUGUCGCCAGAGCAUGUCUUUACGUUUCAAAAAACUCUUCAAAAGGCUCUGCGCGAACGUGGACUUUGAGAUAUGCUGCCGAUGCAUGAAUGACAGGGGCCAUUCCUACAGAUGGUCACUGUUAAUAAACACGAAGUCUGACAGCAUUCUUCUGCCUAUACUUUGGGACACACCGCCCCUGUCUAUGUUUAGCUUUUCUUUCUUCUCGUGAAUAUAUUUAUGUUUUUAUGUAUCUUCAGUGGUUGAUGAUUAAUCGACUAAAUCUGAUAUUUGUUUCUGGCUUCAAGCAUCUAUUCAUCCCCACCGCCCAGAUUCCCCUAUUCCUCACCAGCCAAUCUUCUCAUGUUCCUCUCCUUUUCCGUAAUUUACUCUUCUAAUGUUCAAUGCAUAUGCCUUCUUAUUGAACUUAUUAUUCACUGAGACAUCAAAUUGUUUACUGAACAAGUGGAAGCAUUGAAAUGGCGGACAGGAGGGUCUCUCCUACAUCCCUCGGAGGCCUCGCUUUUUAAAUCUGUCAUUUAAUAUAAUUGGCUACUCUUUGAUAAUGUCGAUCCUUCACAAUCAGCCUAAUUGACUCCCAGCUCUCCCUAUUUCCUUUGUCCACGAUCCUGAGGUCAGAAUCUAAUUUUUAUUCACUUUCAUUCAUCUUUUACUCUAAUGGGUAACUUAACAUACUUGUUAACAAGCCAGAUAGCUACUCAAAUCACAUUCACAACGACUAUCAGCAAAUAGCCAGAAUGCAUGAAGAUAUCAUACCGAAGUAAGAAUAAAUUCUUAAUUUAGCAAAGGGAAUCUCGCGACAUUCAACAGGAAAAGGAGAUAAUGGUCGCCAAUGCCAAAUAAGGUCCAGGAGAAUAUAUUUCUUCCUUUAGUUAGAAUGCUAUAUCACCAAUGUCUCACAGUAACCAACACUUUUUCCUUCGAAGGAACAUUCUCUCCGCUCUCAAGCUGCGGUGUGCUACGAUCCAAUCUAUGGAGCAAGCGCCAAACAACCUUCUGAUUCAAGCCCUCGCGC
Blastomyces dermatitidis ER-3 is the source of this 8021-nucleotide messenger RNA. Its product is annotated as TdiA protein. The record is from RefSeq and is a predicted model, not a curated record. The transcript has 2 exons. Gene Ontology annotation, biological process: secondary metabolic process; biosynthetic process. Gene Ontology annotation, molecular function: CoA-ligase activity. Lineage: Eukaryota; Fungi; Ascomycota; Eurotiomycetes; Onygenales; Ajellomycetaceae. The coding region runs from base 4202 to 7075 and encodes 957 amino acids.